Molecule: messenger RNA, 1087 nt
Organism: Drosophila subobscura
Lineage: Eukaryota; Metazoa; Arthropoda; Insecta; Diptera; Drosophilidae
Exons: 4
Coding region: 483-977 (164 amino acids)
Source: RefSeq, a predicted model, not a curated record
UAGGCCUCUACCCUGAGGCAAUGACUUUCCCAAAUUCGAAACGAUUAACGCACUCCACAGAGAUGAUCUCUUUGAAGACUUUUCUCUAACUUAAACCAGUCAAACCCUGUCCUAAAUCGAUGCAUAAUUGCAAUUUUAAGCCGGAAAAUGGGAAUUAAUAUGGAAUGUUAGAGUGCUAGUUGCUGAUUCAUUUGUAAAUAAUUAAGCGAGAUGAAAGCUUGUUUUAUUUGGUGUUGCUGUAUCAUUAUUCUGCUGGCAGUCGAUCAAGUGCAGAGCUCAAACCCCACGAGAAGAGAUCGAUUCAAACGCAUGCUGCUAUCUUUAACUAAAAUAUGUCCCAAAAAUACAGUCUUGACUGUCAACAAUCGCUGUCGCAAAGAGCAUAAUGAUGAGAGAACAAAGAUCCCAAGCAAUCCCACAGCUGUUCACACAACAAUUCUGUUGUUGAACUAAAGAUUUUCCAACUACGAGUAUCUUUAUAUAUGCUGACAUCAAGACACACAAACCCGCACUCAUCUGCAAUCAUUAUCGGGAUGGACAUUUACAAGUUGGCUUUACUCGUCGCUUUGCUAGGUGGAGUUAUCCUCCAACUGACUGUCGCCCAGGCCAAGAAUUGCUCCAACACAUGCAUUUCCACUGUUCGUUGUUCGCCCUACUUCAAGGAUCUUGUCUGGACAGUGGAGCCCAGCGGCUGUCGCGUCUAUCAAAAUGCUUGCAUCUUUCGCAACGAGAACUGCUCGAGGGCCAACCAAUGCUUGCCACCUUUGGUUGCCACUACUCGUAUGAAGUGUCAUCAGUUUUGCCGGAGACGCUGCCAGCGAGCGGGUGUUAAAGUUUGUGGCUGGUUCCCAUACAGCGACAGUGCCGGUCGCUACAUGUCCUACCCGAAUCGUUGUCUGAUGGAUCAGUUUGCCUGCCAGCAUGCUCAGGCUUAUGUAGGUGAACCAACACAGGGAGCCUGCCCAAUCAACACUUAGGAAAUUUGUAACAAAAAUCAAGUUGAAGAUCAAUUACACUCCUGUCAAACGUGGUCGCAACUCAGUUCAUUAAGGUUCAAGUUUCAAAGUAAAUUUUGUGCAUAAACAUG